Aegilops tauschii subsp. strangulata is the source of this 1305-nucleotide messenger RNA. NCBI's taxonomy places the organism in Eukaryota, Viridiplantae, Streptophyta, Magnoliopsida, Poales, Poaceae. The record is from RefSeq and is a predicted model, not a curated record.
AUGGGAGAUGGCACUGUUUGCCCCAAAAUUAAGAAAAGACUUGAGAAGAAUGAUGAUUUGUCAGCUACAUGUCAUGCAUCAAAUGCAGGGGAUGGAAUAUUCCAGGUUGAUAACAAAGGGAGAUCUUACAUAGUGGACAUAAAAGCUUUAAGUUGUACUUGCAAAAGGUGGGACCUCAAUGGCAUACCAUGCCAUCAUUCUGUUGUUUGCUGCAAAGAUGAGAGAAUUGAGCCUGUGGACCUAGUUGACAAAUGCUACAGCAUUGCCUCAUUUCUGAAAGCCUACCAGCCUAUCAUCAUGCCAGACAGAGAUGAGAGAGAGUGGGAAAAGAUGCAUGGUCCAGUGAUCAAACCCCCACCCAAUGACAAAAAGGGAAGGCAUCAGAAGAAUAGAAGGAAACAACCACAUGAAGCCAAGGACAAGAGAGGAGGCAAAAAGCUCACAAGGCAUGGUGUGGUCAUCACUUGCUCUCAUUGCCAAGAGGAGGGUCACAACAGAGCAGGUUGCAACAAGAGGAAAGCUGGUUUGCCACCUGUGAGGCAUGUGCCACAACCACAACCUAUUCCUCCUAUUCCUGUUGACUCAUCAGAUGAUGAACAACAGAAUGUGCAUCAAGUUGAAGUUGAUUCAGGCAGUGAAGAAAGUGAAGAGGAACCAGUAAUAACUCAGGAAGUGUUUGGUGACACAAUGGUACAACAGAUGAGAAGGGAGCAACAAUCAUCUAGGAGACCUGGACUUUCUCAGCAACCCAUGCCUGAAUCAAGCUUCAUUAGCUCAGCAAGAGCUCAGAGUAGUAGCAUGCCACAUGUUACUACAACUGCUAGCAGGGAUGGUAGUCAAGCCAUGAAGCUCAGGCAGAUGAAGAUGGAGAAAGACAGAGAAAUGGCAGAGAAGAGAGAUGCUGCACUGGAGGCACUAAAUGCUGCAGCAGAGAAGAGAGCUGCUGAGGCACAAGAGAAGAGAGACCUGGCUGCAAAGAAGAAAGCAAUAGAAAGAGAAGCAAAGAAGCAUGAAACACAACAGAAAAGAGCUGCUAAUGUUGCAAAGAAGAAGGAAAUAGCUGAAGCAAAUAGAGCAAUUGUCCUACAACAAAGAGAGAAGAAAACAGCAGAGCUGGCAGCUGCUAGAGAGGAGGCAAGGAAGAGAAAAGCUUCUGAGCUUGCUGCCAAAAGAAAGGAAGAUCAGCACAACAGGUCCAGGCUGAAGAGGGCCUCUACAAGUGCACAUGACAUGGGAGGUGGCUCUACAAGCAAGAAAACCAGGAAGGUCAGCAUGUUUGAUGAACUGAGAGAGCCUAGGAAGUAG